AUGAAUAAUUAUUAUCAGCCCGCACCCGCGACUGCACCUAUCGCCGUGGCAACUAAUAUCAUCGCCACUAAUAAUUAUCUUAAUUCACCACUUACCGUAACCACUCCUUCACCACUCUCUACUUCACCAAUAACCAAUAAUAACACCACAACACCCAUAUCUGUCACCACCAAUACCAUUACAACUAAUGAACCAGAAGUCAAUUUUACAUCAACUGUUAUGAAUAAUUUUCAAACUAGUAAUAAUGUUCAGAAUGCCAAUAUGACAACUGAAGUAUAUCAAAACGGAAAUGAACAGAAUGAACCGGGGAACAAUCUGGAGCCACUCGAAGAGGAAGGAGGCAAUGAAGAUAGUAGUAGCGAAGCUAAUGACGUUAAUGACGAAGGUGCCGAAGCUAAACCUCCAUAUACCUAUACAUCAUUAAUAGGGCAAGCUGUAUUGGCGGCUCCUAAUAAAAAACGUCCACUAAAUGAAAUUUAUAAGGACGACGGAGUUAAAGGAAAAGGAGCCUUUUGGACUAUUCCCGACGAAUAUGAAAUGUGCUUUAUCAAUGGUUUCUUCGGAGUUAAUUUGACUCAUCAAACCGAAGGGACCGAAGGAACGGUCACAAUCCCUCAAUCGGCCGUUCCAGAACAGAUCCCUCCUCCAGAAUCAUCCGCAAACCUGCCUCAUUCCUCACGGUUAUCCAUAUCAUCUGUAAACCCGCCACAUUCCUCACGACUGUCCAUGUCAUCCACAAACUUGCCUCAUACUUCACGGCUGUCCAUAUCAUCCGCAAACUUACCUCAUACUUCACGGUUAUCCAUAUCAUCCACAAACCUACCUCAUUCUUUACAACUGUCCAUAUCUUCUAUAUCAUCAUCACGUCCAUCACCGCGUUCACCACCAUCAACGCGUCCAUCAUCAGCACCGCGUCAAAGUCGUCCAACUACAACUCCCCGACUUCAUAGAACAAUUAGUGGGAGAAUUACCAGAUCUGCGCCUCGCCAAUCAAAAAUAACAUAUAAUUCAAUAAUGAAGUACAUGCAAGAAAAUGGGUACCUUGAUUCUAAAGAUGCUUCGGAGGAAGAAAAAAGUAGUACCUUAUCAGUACCGUUCAACUAUGUAAAUAUGGCCGAGGUAGAAAAUGAACAAAGUGAAAUAAGUGAGGAAAUGACUGAAGAAACCAUAAUAGAGGAAGAUAUUAUAGGCAGUGGAUUUACAACGGAAGAAGAAACCGAUACAGAAAUGACGAGCCUACCAACCAUCACUUGGGAAUUAGGUGUUACGGAAUACUGUGGUGAUACGGGACUUGAAUAUAACCAAAGAACAUAUUUUACCUCUCAACUAAACGUUCCAGAAAUAUGUGAUUACCCGAAUUUCGUUUACACUGGUUGUAUGGAUCCCGAAAAGUUAAUACAAGUCGACCCAGAUACCCGCAACCUUUGUUAUACUGAUCAAGCACAUACUAGUGGAAUAUGGUCAGCUCGUUGGUCUCCAACGGGUAAUGUUAUAGCAACUGGUUCUUUGGACAGAAAUAUAAAAGUUUGGGAUCCUGAAACUGGAGAUUAUUAUAGAACUCUAAGUGGACAUAAUUUGGCAAUUUUGUCAAUGGAUAUUGAGAAUACUGGGCAAGUUCUUGUAUCGUUAUCUUUAGAUAAUACAAUCAAGAAAUGGGAUGUUAAUAAUGGGAUUUUGAUUGAGUCAAUACCUGUCAAACCUGGCGAUGCUUGGAGUGUUCAUUUCUCACCAGAUGGACAACAUUUUGCUGUCAGUACUCAUCAAGGAAUGAUUAAAAUUUAUGAUACUGGUCUUUAUGAAUCUACUACAGCUGAAAAAGCCACUUACACAUCUGAAGGAAAAUUUGGAUUGUGUGUUAGAUUUAGUCCUGAUGGUAAAUACUUGGCUCUCGGUACUGAAAAUGGUCGAAUUUAUUUGUUUGAUGUGGAAACUACAAGAAAUAUUCAUAAAUAUACGGGACACACAGGCUGUCCUAUAAGGACACUUGAUUUUACUCCAAAUUCAUCUUUAUUGAUAUCUGGAUCCGAUGAUGAAACGAUAAAUAUUUACGAUGUACGUCAUUCUAAUAAUAUUGCAAAAUUUACGGGACACGAUGGAUACGUUUUAAACGUCACAUCUUCAGCUAAUAAUGUUCAUUUUGUUAGUGGGUCUACAGAUGGUAAAAUAAAACUCUGGGACAUAACUGCAAGGCAAUGUGUGGAUACAGUUGGUGAACACAAAGAUCAAUCUAGCGAACCUAAAUUUACUACUUAUAAUAAUGAACUUAAAUAUAAUAUUUAUCAUAAACUUUCUAAUCAACCUAAAUAUUCGAAACGUGGAGAAUUGAUGGUAUUUCCAUAUGUAGAAUACCAGAGUUCUGAUAUAUCGGAUUUUAUUCAAGCCUUUGAUGUUAUUAAUAAAAUUCAACCUGAUUCUCUUUACCUGAUAAAAAUAAUUGAUGAUAAAAAUCCUCAAAAAGUCAUGAAAUCUUUUACAAAGAUGGUCAGUAGAUUUUAA
Diversispora eburnea is the source of this 2496-nucleotide messenger RNA. Lineage: Eukaryota; Fungi; Glomeromycota; Glomeromycetes; Diversisporales; Diversisporaceae. The record is from the annotation of a GenBank genome assembly.